GAGGGAGUACCAUAAUCUUUUUGAAACACAACACAACUCCUGUUCCAUUCAAACAUGAAAUCAGCAACACAACUUCUCCUGAGAAGAUUCCUUAAAAAACCCCACCAAUGUCACUUACUCCACUCUCUCCCCUCCAACAAUCUCCCCUCUCCUGAGCUCAUUAACAAUCUCUCUCGCAUCCUCAGCGAUUUUCGAGACCCGAAACACGAUAUCGAAACAGCCCUCAUCCCAUUCUCCACCAACAUUUCCACCAAUGUGGUUGAACAAGUCCUAAAACGCUGCAAAAAUCUCGGGUUCUCAGCUCACCGGUUCUUCAUCUGGGCUGAUCAAUUGCCCGGUUUUCGACACAGUAGAGAUAGCUAUCAUAUACUAAUUGAGAUUUUGGGUUGUUCUAAGCAAUUUCCUUUGAUUUGGGACUUUUUGAUACAAAUUCAAGAAUGUAAGGCCUGUGAAAUUACCCCCGAGAUUUUUUGGGUGAUUUUCAGGGCUUAUUGUAGGGCUAAUUUGCCUGAUGAUGCGAUUUCGGCUUUUAAUAAGAUGGUUGAUUUUGGAAUUCAGCCGGGGUUGGAUGAUCUUGAUAAGGUGUUGUUUUCGCUGUGUAAGCGGAAACAUGUGAGGCAUGCGCAGCAGUUGUUUGAUAGAGUGAAGGAUCAGUUUGAGGCUAGUGUGAAGAGUUACAGCAUUUUGAUGAGAGGGUGGGCGAAAAUCGGGGAGGGGAAGGAGUCGAGGAAGGUGUUUGAUGAAAUGACGGAGAGAGGGUGUGUGGCGGACGUGCUCGCGUUUAAUUGUGUGUUGGAGAGUUUGUGCAAGGGGGGGAAUGUGGAUGAGGCUUAUAAGUUGUUUGGGGAGAUUAAGAAGAAGGGGUUUAAGCCGGAUGCGUUUAGUUAUUCUAUUUUUAUCCAUGCUACGUGUGAGGCGGAUGAUGUGCAAUCGGCGUUUAGGGUUCUUGAUAGGAUGAGAAGGUAUGAUCUUGUGCCGAAUGUUUAUACUUAUAAUUGUAUUAUUAAGAGGCUCUGUAAGAAUGGUAAGGUAGAUGAGGCUUAUCUGCUUUUGGAUGAGAUGAUUGAACGAGGAGCAAAACCAGACACUUGGAGUUACAAUUCGAUCCUAGCGUUUCACUGUGAUCAUCAGGAAGUUAACAGAGCACUUAAGUUAGUUUCGAGGAUGGAAACAGAUGGUUGUCAGGCGGACAGACAUACGUAUAAUAUGGUGCUUAAAAUGUUGAUUAAGAUUGGGAGAUUUGAUAGAGUUACGAGAGUCUGGGAAAGUAUGGAGAAAAAAGGCUUCUAUCCAUCAGCUUCAACGUAUGCUGUUAUGGUCCAUGGUCUUUGCAAGAAGAGAGGUAAACUAGAAGAGGCGUGUAAGUACUUUGAGAUGAUGAUUGAAGAUGGGAUACCACCAUACGGGAGUACCUGUGAAAUGUUAAGAAACAGAAUUAUCGGGUUAGGAUUUUCAGAGCAAGUAGACAUUCUUUCAGAUAAAAUGGAGAGGAGCACUUCUUGUUCUAUAAAAGAACUUUCCAGCUUAAUGAGAGGUAACAGGACCAAUGCUAGAGUUAAAAAUGAAGAACGAUACAGCUCUGAUGUCGAGAGUGAUGAGUAGCUUAGAUAAAACAACUUCUCCCAUUUGUCUGAAUGCAAUCUAAGCCUUAUAUGCAUUAUAUGCCAUUUGGUCAUGACGCAUCAGUGUUUGUUAUAAAGGUCUUUCAUACAGUUGCAGGAAAAAAACUCGAUCAUCACAUUUGUGUUUUAAAACAAUCUCAUGUGAUUAUGUGAACAUGUUGUUAUCUACUCAAUGCCAGGAUCUAUGGUGCAUCAAGAUUAUUGUUUACAAGCAAUCAGAGAAGACCUUGUUCAUAAGCUUAAAAAAUAAUAACGCAAAACUUUGCAAGAAUGUCAGGAUUACCAUCACAGUGAGUCAGCAAAUGAUAUAGGUACACGGAGGAAUCUGUUGGAUCUGAGUAGAGUUCUGGAUCCAUCACAGCAUCACUACCAGUCUUGAGAACCUUACCGAUAUUGCAGAGAGAUGGGAGAUUUCCUAAUAUGAUUCUCAUGUGGUCACUAAGAGUACACAGCGAGAAUGAUAACCUGUUUGCAGGUGAACAGAGAGCUUAUGAUUCUCAUGUGGUCGCCACAAGCUUUUCUCGCAUCAAUGGUUAUUUACAGUCUUGUAGCCCCAGGGAUAUCUCAUUCUUUUGUUAAUGACACGUAGAGGGUUCGACAGUUCGAGUUGUGGAAGCAUCAGAUUUCACAUAUGAGUCUGGUUUAAGUGCUCAGCGCACCUGUUGCUGAGCUCACCUGUAGGAUUUUAAGGAUCCUGCUUAUUUGUCCAGGCACUCGGCCUUGAUUUACCAACAACAAGCAGCAAUGCAUAUAAUGGUCAAUUUGAAUUUGGUACCGAGAAGUAAAUCCAGACAACUCUCAGAAGAUGAAUCCAGACACAUGAUUUCUGGAUAAGAUAAAUGCUAUAUCGAUCUUGAGUGAAAAUCUCUUUCAAAAAAGUUACCCAUUUUUUUAAGAUCAUCUUUUUUAAUUACUAAUCUUAACAUUUAUCCGGUGCUG
Molecule: messenger RNA, 2561 nt
Organism: Daucus carota subsp. sativus
Lineage: Eukaryota; Viridiplantae; Streptophyta; Magnoliopsida; Apiales; Apiaceae
Product: pentatricopeptide repeat-containing protein At1g52640, mitochondrial
Exons: 1
Coding region: 55-1602 (515 amino acids)
Molecular function (GO): protein binding
Source: RefSeq, a predicted model, not a curated record